This is a messenger RNA of Pelmatolapia mariae (spotted tilapia), 1046 nucleotides long. Its product is annotated as galanin receptor type 1-like. The transcript has a single exon. NCBI's taxonomy places the organism in Eukaryota, Metazoa, Chordata, Actinopteri, Cichliformes, Cichlidae. The coding region runs from base 1 to 1038 and encodes 345 amino acids. Gene Ontology annotation, cellular component: membrane; external side of plasma membrane. Gene Ontology annotation, molecular function: C-C chemokine binding; C-C chemokine receptor activity. Gene Ontology annotation, biological process: neutrophil chemotaxis; immune response; positive regulation of cytosolic calcium ion concentration. The record is from RefSeq and is a predicted model, not a curated record.
AUGGAGAGUUUGGGGCAGCAGAUGAACAGAAGCGAUCUGGGCAAAAUGAAUGGAACAGAUGAGGUUUUGAUUAAAUGUUUAGUCCCCAUCUUGGAUGGGCUGAUUCUGUUGACUGGACUCAUAGGGCAAACUCUGGUCAUCAUCAUUCUUACUAGGAGGAGGAGGAAACAGAACCAGCCCCCACACGGCACAGACAUCCUACUUCUGGUUCUGAGUGCUGCUGACCUGCUGCUUUUACUCUGCCUGCCCUUCCACACCUCCGCUAUCACCCUGGGCUUCUGGCCUUUCGGCAGCUUCCUGUGCAAAGUUAUCAGUUUCCUGGGCGUGGCCUGCUCGGUUGCCUCCGUAUUUACCAUGGCAGCUUUGGCUGUGACUCGCUACCUUACAGUGGUACACCCCACCUGGGCCUUCCGCUUGCGAAUGCACAGGCGCAUUAAACUGACAGUAGCUCUGCUCUGGGUCCCUGCCUCAGCUCUGGCAGCACCACAGUUUGCAUUUCGCACAGUCACCGUGUCCAGUGUUGUGCAGUGCUUCGCCUUCCUGUCUGACUUCAGCCAGCUGGUCUACAGCAUCGCCCUUUUCCUGUUUGGCUUCGCUCUGCCACUAGGCAUCAUUAUAUUGAUGUAUGCAAAGAUUUAUUGUUUUCUUCGAUAUGCACGCCAGGUGGGGAAUGCCCCUCAGCUAGAACGCUACCAGAGACAAGUCACUCACACUUCAGCCCUACUGGUCGCCGUCUUCACCAUCCUGUGGCUGCCCUCCUAUGUCCUCAUGUUUUCCUUAAUUGGAGGACAUUUAAAACACUCAUCUGGCAACAAAGUAUUUGCCAUCGUGGCCAGGCUGCUGGCAACCUCAGUGGGUGUGGUAAACCCUCUACUCUACGGCUUUGUGUCUCAGAAGUUUAGGCGAGACUUACUAGAGCUUGGAAGAAGGCAAUGGGCACGGUGCAGAAACUGUGUGAUUGGCUGCCCUUAUGCAAUGAGCAGAGACAUGGUACGGCCUUUUGAGGAGGACAGUACCUCAGGGAGAGGCCAAAACUGACUUUACAG